AUGCUCUGGAAAGAAUCGCCAGUGUUUAUAGGCUCUACCAAGUUUCCUAGAUCUGAGAGCAUAGCGCAGAUCCUUGUUACUGGUGGCGCGGGUUUCAUUGCCUCGUGGGUUGUUCGUCAUCUUGUUUUACAGUAUCCUCAUUACAACGUCGUAUGCUUCGACAAGCUCGACUACUGUGCUUCUAUGAAUAAUCUAGGUAGCAUAGAAAGCCAAAGCAAUUAUACCUUUGUCCGAGGCGACAUCACAGAUGCAGCGCAGGUGUCUGCCGUGCUGGAGAAGCACAAGAUCGACACUAUACUACAUCUUGCUGCGCUGAGCCACGUUGAUCGGUCGUUCGGCGGAGACUCCUACUCGUUCACCCAGGUCAAUGCAUAUGGCACGCAUGUCUUGUUGGAAUGCUGCAAAGCGUAUGGACGGAUCCAUCGCUUUCUACACGUGUCGACAGACGAGGUCUACGGCGAGGUCAGUGCCUCUGACGACGAUCUGCUCGAAUCUGCGAUCCUGGCUCCGACGAACCCGUACUCGGCCUCGAAGGCAGCCGCAGACAUGCUUGUAAACGCUUAUUACAGAAGUUACCGGUUCCCAGUCAUCAUCGUGAGGUGCAACAACGUGUACGGGCCCCACCAGUUUCCGGAGAAGAUCAUCCCAAAGUUCAUAUGUCUGCUGCAAAGUGGCCGCAAGUGCUUUGUGCACGGCGAUGGAACGAAUACCAGACGAUAUUUAUACGCUGGGGAUGCCGUUGACGCACUUGACACUAUUCUACACAAGGGGACGAUUGGUCAGAUAUACAACAUUGGCACCACAGACGAGCUAUCCAACAUCGAGCUCUGCCGGAUAUUGAUCAAAGCAUUUGGAUAUAAAGAAGAGGACCUCGAGGCUCACAUUGAGUAUACAAUCGAUCGGCCGUUCAACGAUCGACGGUAUGCAAUCGAUGCGACGCGAUUAAAAUCAUUGGGGUGGUCGCAAAAGACUGAGCUUGAGAAAGGGAUGGCGGUAACAAUCGACUGGUAUCGAAAGUUUGGCCUUUCUUGGUGGGGAGAUUUGUCGGAUAUCUUGACUGCGUUUCCGAUUGGUCCGGCAUAG
Messenger RNA from Myxozyma melibiosi, 1083 nucleotides. RefSeq lists its product as uncharacterized. NCBI's taxonomy places the organism in Eukaryota, Fungi, Ascomycota, Lipomycetes, Lipomycetales, Lipomycetaceae. The coding region runs from base 1 to 1083 and encodes 360 amino acids. The record is from RefSeq and is a predicted model, not a curated record. Gene Ontology annotation, biological process: nucleotide-sugar metabolic process. The transcript has 2 exons. Gene Ontology annotation, molecular function: dTDP-glucose 4,6-dehydratase activity.